Molecule: messenger RNA, 813 nt
Organism: Talaromyces stipitatus ATCC 10500
Lineage: Eukaryota; Fungi; Ascomycota; Eurotiomycetes; Eurotiales; Trichocomaceae
Exons: 4
Coding region: 1-678 (225 amino acids)
Source: RefSeq, a predicted model, not a curated record
AUGUAUAAUGGCAAUCCCCCUGGACGGGGCCCUCACGCUGUCAACUGGAACAGGGAUUUGAUCUGGAAGAUGAGAACAGAUUUGAAGUACCAAUGGAAACUGUUCGAAGAGGAGAUACCAACUAUUUUCGAAAAACUUAUGCAGCGACUCAAAAACAAUUUAGACAAGUUGGAAUUGCAUCUCGGAGGCCUUGACCCUAAAUCAGUGGAAGGGACUCGUGUACACACGCAAGAUUUUGAACAUAUGUACAGCCGUAUUCAGCGAGAAUUCGAAAAUGGCGUCAGAUCCAUCCACGGCCGAGCAUCAGAGUCAGAUUCGCAGUCUUACGUCGUUCAAGAAAUGAUUCCAACAUACGAUGCUGCUUCUGAGAUUAGUGGGCCUGAAAAAGCUACUCAACAACGUACUAUAAUUCAAGGCAAGAUCAAAGACGGUACACUUUUCGACGGCAUUUUACGCCACUUAAUUUCUGACAUGGAAGAACAAUUUGAGACCUUUCAUAAAGUGAAAGACUUUCUGUAUGAAACUGUUGAUAGUGUACGAGAAAAUUUCGACAUGAUUAUGUCCGAUGCCGAGGAGAAACAAAAAGCAGAGGAACGGCUCAAAAAGCAACUGGCGGAUGAGGUGCAGCAGCUUCUGGGGAAGUAUCAGGAGAUCCGAUUCAGUAUGUUGAAGUUUUGACACCUAGAUACCGUGAAGUGUGCAAAGAUCUUGCAGUUGGUUCAUUGUUAUCUCUAUUUCAAAGCCACCAGAAGAACCAAAAUGAAAAGGUGCCUCAUUGAGUGCAUGUUUUGUCUAUGUUGACGAUAUAGUAUC